This is a messenger RNA of Corylus avellana, 708 nucleotides long. Lineage: Eukaryota; Viridiplantae; Streptophyta; Magnoliopsida; Fagales; Betulaceae. The record is from RefSeq and is a predicted model, not a curated record.
UUUCAAACCAUUCUUGGAAGAAGCUCAACUUUCUUUGGAAUUGCCAAUUCUAAUAGGUAUUGCAGACAUGAAUUGUCACAAGAAUUUGUGCAUUCUGUUUUUGGCUACUAUGCUAGUAUUUGGCAAUGAAGUUCUCGCCUCUCGCCUCCUUGUAGACUUGCCUGAGGUUCCUGAGUUUCCCGAGCCAGAACCGCUGCCUCUUCCUACAGUUCCAAGCUUGCCUAAACUUGAAUUACCACCACUACCUAAGGUUAAACUUCUGCCGUUUCCUCACGUCCCAACCCUGCUGAAACCCGAGAUACCAACUUUGCCUAAACCCGAGCUACCAACUUUGCCUCAUGUUGUAAAGCCUGAACUGCCUACUUUGCCAAAGCUGGAGGUGCCAAAAUUGCCCGAAUUGCCAUCUCUGCCCUAUCUCCCAGAGUUGCCAAAGCCCACAUUGCCUACCAUCCCAAGCCUUCCCAAGGAUAUACCCCAUUCAACUUCUAACCCUUGAGUUCCCAUGUUGAGCAUUUUAAAUUACGUCUUCCUAAAUCUAGUAUAUGGGGAUACGCCCGAGUGAUUUGUGCAUGGAUUUGGUUCAAGUAGUCCCCCCAAUUAUGUUUUCUUCAUGUUUGUCGAAUUGCUUUGUGUUGUCAUGUAUUUGUAAUAGAGGUUCCUAUUCCCCUUCAUAAAGGGAUAUGUAAUAUCUGUUCUAUUUGAAUUUUA